Molecule: messenger RNA, 1758 nt
Organism: Acanthamoeba castellanii str. Neff
Lineage: Eukaryota; Discosea; Longamoebia; Acanthamoebidae
Product: Prokumamolisin, activation domain containing protein
Exons: 16
Coding region: 1-1758 (585 amino acids)
Biological process (GO): central nervous system development; proteolysis
Molecular function (GO): serine-type endopeptidase activity; tripeptidyl-peptidase activity
Source: RefSeq, a predicted model, not a curated record
AUGGAGUCCCGGUUGAGCUUGGCCUUGACAGUGGCCUUCUUGUGCCUCCUGGUGGCCUGCAUGGUGGCAGGUGGCGACGCCAAGCUUUCCCUGCUCGGUCGUGUCGCGCUGGAGCCUGCGGUUGGCUCGCAGUCGCUGCGAACUCCGCCGGCCGGCUGGGUCUCGGUCUCGCACCAGCAGCCCAGCCGCGCGGCAGUGGUGCCCCUCACCUUUGCCCUCACGCGCCGCGACUCCGGCCUCAUCCAGGCCAAGCUCCAGGAGGUUUCCACCCCGUCGAGCCCGCACUAUGGUCGUUAUCUGAGCGCGAGCGAAUUGGCUGAUCUGGUGGCGCCCCCGGCCGAGUGGGUCGCGGCGGUGGUCGAUUGGCUGGCGUCGCACGGCGUGCGUUCCUACGAGCUGUCCCGCAACCGGGACUACAUCACCGCCCACGUCGACGCCGACCAGGCCGAGGCCCUCCUCGCCUGCUCCUUCGGCCGCUUCCGCCACACGGAGACGGGCCAGGAGGUGAUGCGCUGCCUGGCUGAGUACUCGGUUCCGGCCCACGUCGCGCCCUUCCUCGACUUGGUCGCCGGCGUCAUCCGUUUCCCUAACUAUGGCAAGGGUCAGUUGAAGGCCAGCGUGGACGCCUUCGGGGCCGACGCGCCGAGCAAGGUGCCCAUCACGCCGGACAUGAUCCGCAAGCUCUACAGCAUCACCAAUGUCCCCAAGGUCGCCAACAACCUCCAGGCGGUGGUGUCGUUCCUGGGCCAGUACUAUUCGGCGCAGGACCUGCAGCAGUUCCAGAAGCUGUACGGGACGCCCGUGCUGCCCAUCGAGCACACCUUCGGCCCCAACGACCCGACCGCGCCCGGCGUGGAGGCCAGCCUCGACGUCCAGUACCUCACCGGUGUCACCGGCGCCGGCCGCGGCAGCUUCGGGGAGAACAUCCCGACGUGGGUCUAUUCGACGCCCGGCAGCAGGCCCGGCGGAAACGAGCCCUUCCUCGACUGGCUCCUCUUCCUCCACAAUCAAACCACCCUUCCCCACGUGUUCUCGAUCUCGUACCAGGAUCUGGAGUACACCGUCUCUGAGUCCUACAUGCGCAGGAUCGACGAGGAGUUCGCGAUGUUUGGUCUGCGCGGGCGCACCUUCGUGACCGGCAGCGGCGACUGGGGCGUCGGCUGCAAGCCCGACUUCCACAAAUGCACCGUGUUCGUCGCCGACUUCCCCUCCUCCAGCCCGCACAUCGUGUCGACGGGCGCCACGUUCUACAACGACUCGACCGGCCGCGAGAACGGCAUCGCCUUCAGCAGCGGCGGCUUCUCCUGGUCCUUCGAGCGUCCGUCGUAUCAGAAUGCGGCGGUGGAGGCCUUCCUCCAGCGCACCCGCACGCCAGGCCGCGCCUUCCCCGACAUCUCCGCCAUCGGCUCCAACUUCCAGGUUGUGUACAACGGCACCGUCAUCCCCGUCGCCGGCACCUCCGCCUCCACGCCCACGUUCGCGGCGGUGCUGUCGCUGAUCAACAGCCUGCGGUUGGCGGCGGGCCGCCCCACCCUCGGCUUCGUCAACCCGUUCCUCUACCAGGCCGCCUCCGCCUUCACCGACAUUGAGGAGUGCCAGAAGCAGGACCCCGGGUGCUGCAGCACGUCCUUCGCGUGCGAGAAGGGCUGGGACCCCUACACCGGCCUGGGUACGCCCAACUUCGAGAAGCUCGCGGCGUUGGCCAUGGACGCCAGCCUCUUCAACUUCCCGCCGGCCGGUCUCCCCCUCCACGCCUAA